This is a messenger RNA of Rotaria sp. Silwood1, 2376 nucleotides long. Lineage: Eukaryota; Metazoa; Rotifera; Eurotatoria; Philodinida; Philodinidae. The record is from the annotation of a GenBank genome assembly.
AUGGAUGAUAAUAGUCGUACAUUAUUUAUUGGUGCUUCAAUAUUAAAUAUAUCAAAUAAGAAUACAAAUGAUGAUUUAAAUAAUACAAUGUUAUCUGUAUUAUCAACGACAGAAGAAAUUGAAGCUGAUAUAUUAAAUGAUGAAACAUUUGGUGAUUGUAAUUUAGAUACAAUUAAAAUGAAAUCAGAUUUUGAUGAAAAUGGUGAAUUUCUUGGUGAUAAUUCAUCAGAAAGAUUACCUGAUUUUUUUGAUUCAAAUAUUCUUGAUAAAGGUGGUGGAAUUUUACUUAUGGAUAAUAAUGAUCAAUCACAACAACCAUCUAUUGAUGCUUUACUUGGUGAAGAUCCAAUGUAUAUAACAACAACAUCUAUGAAUCUUCGACAAUCAACAAUGAAUCCAUUAUUUAAUAUGGCUAUAUCACAAGCAAAUAAUACUAAUCAUGAAAAUAUUUUUUCUCAACAACAAACAUCACGUUUAUCAUCAAUAACAUUACCAUCAUCAUCAUCACAGCAACAACAACAACAAAUAAAUUAUCCAUUAUUAAAACAAUUUGAACAAUUAUUAAUUAAUCAACAAAUACCACCACAAGAACGAAUACUUUAUCUACAAGCUAUGAUUGAAAAAAUGCAACGUAAUAUAGUAAAUAUUCAACAACAAACAACACAAAUUACAAAUAUGAAUAUCAAUGGUCAUAAUCGAUCUAAUGAAAUAAAUUCAAAUCAAAUUCUUAAUAACAAUUUAUUAUAUAAUCAACAAUCACAUCAAAAUACACAUACAAUGGCCAUAGGUGAAAUGAUGGAACAAGCUCGUUCAACAGCGAUGAAUAUAAAUAAUACACAUUCAAAAUCAUCAACAAUUAUUAAUAAUGGUAUGUCAUCUCAAUUUAUGGAUGCUAUACAACGAUCUGAUCAAAUUCCUAUUGUUGAUAAUCAUUCAUCAUCAUCACCACUUGAUACAAUUGUUAGUCCAUCAUCAUAUCAUCAUAAUCAUUCACGACAAAAUCGACCAGCUAAACAUUAUCCACGACCACCACUUCUUAAUACAUGGCAAGGACGUGGUUCUGGUCAUGAUGAAUUUGCUGGUAUGAUGAGUGAUCGUGAAAAACAAUGGGUUGUAAAAAUUCAACUUCAUCAAGUAUCACAAACACCAGAUGAAGAUUAUUAUUUUCAUAAAUGGUCACAACAAAAACAUCAUAUACAACAAACACAUGCUAAUCAAACAAAUCGUCAUAUACAUCGUGGACAAAAAAUUAGUUAUCCAGUACUACAAUUAUUAAAAUCAAUUCAACAAGAAAAUGAACUUGUUCAACAUUUAUCUCCAACAUCUACACAAGCAACAUUUUCUAAUGUAAAUCCUACACAAACAUUACCAUAUGCAUCACCAAUAUCAACACAACUUGGUAAACAAUCAAUAGCAACACCUCGACAUCCAAGAUGUAUUCUUCAUCUUGAUGGUCAAUUUUCAUUAGGUAGACGAGCAAAUGCUAUAACACAUGAUAAAUAUACAUUAGGUCUAUUAUUAAAUAUUGAAAAUUUAUAUCGUGAUAUAUUACGAUUAGAUAAUGAUAAUAAUAAAUUAUCAAUAUUAAAUCCUACAGAAUUAGAAUCAACUAAUGAAACUUCUCAAAUAUUAACAACAACUACUAAUCAAUCAAAACAAUUAUUUAAUUCAAUUAUUAAUCAUUAUUUAAAUGAUAAAAAUUAUUUAUUUGCUGAUAUGUUUGGUCAAUUUAAUAAAGGUCAAAUUAUACUUCAACGUUUAUAUCCAUAUUUAAAAACAACAAAUUAUCUUGAAUUAUUAUUUAUUCAUUUUUAUAGUUCAUUAAGUUAUAUGAUACGUCGAUGGUCAACAUCAUUUCAUAUUGAACAUAACAUUAUGAAUAUAAUUAAUCUUAUACAACAACAAAUUUAUAUUAAUAAAAUAUCAUAUGAACAAUUAUUAGCUAAAGUUUAUAUUUAUUAUAAUGAACAAAUGAAAGAAAAACUUAUUGAAUUUUAUUCUGAUGCAUUGUCAAGUCCAUUUUCAGAUCCAAUAUUAUUUACAAAUUCAUAUAGUGUAACUAUUUUAAUUGAACUUUUAUUAAUAUUAGAACGUCAAUGUUAUUUAUCAUCAACAUUACAAAUUAUACAACAAUUACAACCACAAUUACAAUAUCAAUUGAGUGAAUAUAUACGUUUAUUUGUUAUUGAUAUUUGUCAAGCACUUAUGACUUGUUCAUCACCAGUAUAUACAUUGAAAAAAAUUCUUAAACCAUUUGCACAAAUAAAACAUCAACAAUUUAUUUUACUAUGUAAAUUUCUUCGUAUGCAAAUAUCACAAAAUAUUUAUGAAGCAUUAGAACCAAAACUUAUCUAUUGUUGCAUUAAAGAUCAAUAA